CACCUUGCGCGCAAAAGAAAAAAACAACCAAAAAAGCACGAACGUCAACCAGUGAAAAUAAGAAUGUUGGCUCUAGUUCUUCCAAAAAAUCGCCUGAAACCGAUAUCUUCAAAAUCAUAAGAGAAGAAGAGAAGAUCACCAGCGAGGGCAGUUCGAAAACCGUCAAGACAACAUCAUCGUUUACCAGCCGCGUAUCGACAGGUUCUAGUCGACGCACUACGAUAACAGACGGUUUUCAAAAAAUGGCAGACAGCGAAGACAUCCCAAUUCCAUUUUCGCAAUAUGCACAAGAGUUUGAGCUACCACAAGAAUUUGACGAUAGCGACUUAUAUAAAAAAAUUAAAAAGAACAUCGAAAACCCUAAAGCCAAGAAACGUAAUAAAGUUAACAUUCAUAAUAAAGUAGUGAAAAGGACUCAAGGACACCCACCAUCUUUUGUGAUAAAUAAUCAUGAGAUCAAAGGCAAUAAACUGAUCAAAAUUCAAAUAAUCAACAUAACAGAGGAUGUAAGGGAUCAAAACGAUGAACAGAACGAAAAUGUAUUACUGAGCGCGCAGUAUGUUGCAGGCGAUAAUUUUGAUGAAAUUAUUGACAGCACAGAGGCUUUAAUAAAUAAAAUUUCAAAAAAAAUUUGUGGAUACAGUACUAGUUAUUAAAGUUGUAUUUUAAAUAUUAUAUAAGUAAUAAAUAUUAUAU
Messenger RNA from Leguminivora glycinivorella, 696 nucleotides. RefSeq lists its product as uncharacterized. The transcript has 3 exons. The record is from RefSeq and is a predicted model, not a curated record. NCBI's taxonomy places the organism in Eukaryota, Metazoa, Arthropoda, Insecta, Lepidoptera, Tortricidae. Bases 243 to 656 code for a protein of 137 amino acids.